Molecule: messenger RNA, 777 nt
Organism: Kockovaella imperatae
Lineage: Eukaryota; Fungi; Basidiomycota; Tremellomycetes; Tremellales; Cuniculitremaceae
Exons: 2
Coding region: 1-777 (258 amino acids)
Cellular component (GO): mitochondrion
Source: RefSeq, a predicted model, not a curated record
AUGCCACCUCAAGAACUCGUCGUAGUGCCCAAAACAAUCCACAAUGUCCUCAACCAAAUGCGUUCCAAAAUCUUCAUGACGGCUUACAACCCGACAGGCGCAAGGCAAGGGACAAAGUACUUACGGAAGAAACCUAUGGGACAGAAGUUUCUCGAGUAUUACCCCGAUACCAUAAUUAGGCCGUCCCAGGCCAAUUCCUCAAAAUCUCAUGCAAUGUAUCCCGGCUGGACGGGUCUCAUACCGGGUAUACCGUAUGGGAAGAUGCAGAAGGCGACGUUCAAAGAGAAGCCCGACACCGUGCCUGGACCGUCCAAAGCCUCUAUCGCGACUUCAUCCCCCGCAUCUCCAGACGCCUCGGUCUCAGCUCCAUCUUCUCUUGAAGGCGCGGCCGAUCUAUCUACCGUGGCCGAAACAUCCUCGUCAUCCUCAUCCUCAUCCUUAUCGACUACUACCGUCUCGUCCGAAACCAAUUCAUCUGCAGCCACCACUCCUCAAACACAGGAAACACAGAUUCAGAAUGAGAAUGCCACCGCCACACGCCAAGAGAUGUUGGCCGCCCUCAAAGCAGCUGGGAUUCGCCCUGAUUCCAUGUACUUUGGAGCGGACAACUUUUUCGGUGCUGCACCUCCUGAAGAGUAUUGGCCGACAGCUUGGCAAGCGGAUUGGAAGGAAAGAUACAGAAUCAAGAAGCUGACGAGGAGGAGACGUAUUGGGAAAAUUACACCAAAGAAGGGUGAAGGAAAGAGAUCACAGCUUGGCAAGGGCAAGAAGAAGUAG